AUGAGCAGUAACUGGCAGAGCGGUCGAGUCUAUCUCUACAUCGAAGGCGUCGCCGAUCGAGAGUCGGCGGAAGCGUUGCGAGGCGAACUGAUCGAAGUUCCGGAAGACGAACGCCCGCAGACCAGCGAACCGUUCUGGUACAUCGACGAAAUCGAAGGUCUGAGCGUCGUCACCUCGACCAGUGAGCAGUUGGGCACGAUUCGCGAGGUGCUUCAGACCGGCGCAAACGACGUCUACAUCGUGGACCGCGGCGAACGUCGUGACGUCCUCAUCCCCGCGCUGCGUGAUGUGGUGACUGCGAUCGAUAUCUCGGCUGGAACCAUGACCGUCGACCUGCCCGAGGGCCUGAUUCCCGAUGAUGAACUCGUUGAUUGA
This is a messenger RNA of Geodia barretti, 375 nucleotides long. NCBI's taxonomy places the organism in Eukaryota, Metazoa, Porifera, Demospongiae, Tetractinellida, Geodiidae. The record is from the annotation of a GenBank genome assembly.